This is a messenger RNA of Pecten maximus, 1342 nucleotides long. Its product is annotated as 39S ribosomal protein L28, mitochondrial-like. Bases 98 to 898 code for a protein of 266 amino acids. Lineage: Eukaryota; Metazoa; Mollusca; Bivalvia; Pectinida; Pectinidae. The transcript has 8 exons. The record is from RefSeq and is a predicted model, not a curated record. Gene Ontology annotation, cellular component: mitochondrial large ribosomal subunit. Gene Ontology annotation, molecular function: structural constituent of ribosome.
UACUUGCUUGAAUUACAAUGCAAAAUGGCGGCUUCCAGUGAAUAUUUACAAAAAGCAUGACUUUGAAGGAUAGUUUCUGGUAAAAAAACAAAUAAUCAUGGCUAGUAUGCUGAGAUCUGUUGUCCCAAGAAUACACAGAUUAAAAAAAGCUGCCUACUCGUACACUUGGGAUAAGAAAGCAGAUGAGAUCCUGCCCGACCACUAUAAGAGGCGCUGUAUAGACUUCCAAACCAGGGAACCAAAGCCCGUUCACUACGUACCAUCAGAAUCUAAGUGGAGAUAUGAUGUGUCACAACAUCGACCGGUGCCUGUACAAGAUGUUCCACCCCAGCUCACCUACUCUGAAGAUAUCCUAAAGGGUUUGUUUGGAGGAGAGGGCUACAUACGAGGCUUCAGGAGAAAGUCAAAGUUUAAACCAAGAGUACCUCGAGUAUUUGCCCCAGAGGUAAAGAUGCAGUAUCUUCACAGUGAGAUUCUCGAUCAGUGGUACGAUAUCCACACCACAAACCGUGUUAUGAACCAGAUCACCACACUAAUGGGACUCGAUCACUACAUCUUGACUACCCACGAGAGGGACCUGAACUCACAACUUGGUAUGACUCUGAAGCGACAGAUGUUGGUGGCUCUAGCACAGCCUGAGAAACUCUACCCAGACAACCCAAAGAAACAGAAAUUUAUAUUGAAGUCCUAUGGCAAAUACACAAUUCCACUGGAGGAGGCGGAAUGGAUUGGCCUGCCUGUUUCUGCUGCCAUUGCCAAAGCUAAAGCCGAAAUAAAAGCCAAUAAAGAGGCUGAGGCAGGACCUCUGAAGGAUGUGUACAGAGAGCAGUACAUCAACAGGUUAAGGAACCCAGACAUGGUGCCUGAUGCCGAUACCACGGACUAUUAUGGAAAGUAACCAGCCAGGUGUAAUCAGGUGUGGGUGCUCAGGUGAGAUGUGGCCAGGUGCUACUUGAGGAACUUAUCAACUCAAAGAGGAGCCAGCCUUCAGUACAAGGACACUUCAGGAAAUGUCUAUCUUUGUGUGCUAUUCUCAGUGUGACAGUGGCAUGUCCCACUUUGUUAGUCAAAAUGUUAGGACGACACAAAAUUAGAAGACCUGCUCGAUUAUUAAGUUUAAUUUUAUUGGAAAGUGACUGAAUAUUAACCGAAAUGUAAGACCUUCAAAAAGUCUUUUAGAAGGAAACAGUAAUGAGCAGAAACUGAUUCUGAAUACACAUGGGCUCUAAUACCAUGAACUCUAUCAGAUAUGUUGCAUACAAACAAUAUUUUCAUGCUGAAUUACAAUGUUGGAACAACUCAAAUGUAUUUGAAAGCAAAAUUAAAAGUCAUUUUGUAGAAA